GAUCCUACCACAGCAACCUUUUCCCAGCUGUUCCCACUAUCUGCCUCAUGAUGAUCCGCAUACCCCGUCUUCUACUGAUUUCAGCCAAUUUUCUGCUCAUUGUUCUGGCGUUUGCGGCCGGGAUACUGGCAUAUAUGCUCUUCCUGAACACUUCACCCUUCCCGAAGACUGAAGUUUUCCCGAUAGAACUUCUAAUAGGCAUCGCAAUUUUGUGCCCGCUACUUCUCGGUACUGGCCUCCUCGGUUGUUGUGGGCUAUACCGUCUUUCCCCUGGAUGCCUCAAGAUUUUCAUAUGCAGCUUGUUGCUUCUUUGUGGAGUCUACGGUCUUUUAGGCCACCUAGCAAUGCGAGAAAUGGACGCAUCUUUUGCCACCAGUAUGGCAGACCAAAUGUGGAAAGGUGCAACGAACGACACGAAAGGCACCAUUAUGCGGGAGUUCCGUUGCUGUGGGUGGGAGGAGGGCGCAUCUGCGUCUGAUUACCCGACUGUGGAUCCUAAUGAAGCUCAAGUACUGUCCAAGCUUUGCAUGGCGAGCACAUCCUGCUCCGGUCCGGUUACCGAGUAUCGCAUCGCACUGGCGCGUUCGAUCAUGGUCGUAAUGUUCUCCACUCUUGGCUUCGUCGUGCUCAUAAUGUUGUUGGCCACAUGGAUGCUACUUGCUUUGAAAACCAAACUUUCCGAGAAGGGAAAGAGACGGGAUCUAGAAGGAUGUCACGGCGACAAGACGACGGUCACAGUAAAUGGUGGACGGAGGUGAAGAUAAGCGUCUAUGUCACAUAGAGUUAGCGGUAGAUAUAAGGCAAUCGGUGCCUGAUAGUGAAGUUUUGUGAAUAUUUAUUUAUUUGUACGUGAGAAGCCUAAUUAUGAUAUACCGCUUGCC
This is a messenger RNA of Spizellomyces punctatus DAOM BR117, 881 nucleotides long. RefSeq lists its product as uncharacterized. Bases 48 to 758 code for a protein of 236 amino acids. NCBI's taxonomy places the organism in Eukaryota, Fungi, Chytridiomycota, Chytridiomycetes, Spizellomycetales, Spizellomycetaceae. The record is from RefSeq and is a predicted model, not a curated record. The transcript is spliced from 2 exons. Gene Ontology annotation, cellular component: membrane.